AAAGGUGUGAUUUAAUAGUAAUAGAAACCGUCUAUUUUUAAAAGUUAUGUACAUUUUUCUUCUAUCAGUCUAAAAAUGAAAUGCUAGAAACCGCUACCAUGGUGACAUCACCGACCACCGAGAAGAUGACCAAGGGUGAAGUGAAGGUUUCAGGUUCCUGUCAGUUCAACACAACACUCCCAAGAAAAGAGGGAAAUUAUUCGUUUCUUGUUUCUGUCUCUCCGGGAAAACGAAAUUUUAUGGCGGAGGACAAACAGUUUACUGUUGAGCGACCCAGAUCGCCAACAGCAUUGUGUGGUCCACAGCCGUAUGUGCUAGAAAAUACUGCUGUCACCUGUACCUGCAGUACAACUAGCCUGGGACAACCGGCAGGGUACCUGAGAUGGGUGACAGGUAACCAGACACACCAAAGCGCAGCAGUCACGAAAGAAAAACAGGAACCGACAUCAAAAGGACUACAAUAUGAUCAGGUUCUGAUUCUGUCCGAUCACGGCAGUACUUGGCUCAGGUGUGACAUUAUUUGGGGAGCCGAAGUGAUUCCAGGAGAGAAAUACACUGCUAGUGUGGGAUUUCAGGAAUAG
Messenger RNA from Pomacea canaliculata, 581 nucleotides. RefSeq lists its product as uncharacterized. The transcript is spliced from 3 exons. The coding region runs from base 81 to 581 and encodes 166 amino acids. The record is from RefSeq and is a predicted model, not a curated record. Lineage: Eukaryota; Metazoa; Mollusca; Gastropoda; Architaenioglossa; Ampullariidae.